AGAGUGCUUUGACUUUUUUUUUCGAACAAAUGAGCGUGCGAUUUCACAAGUUCUGGAAAAUUGCUAAAAGCUUCUAAAUUUUGAGUGAAAAUUCCACGAAAAGUGUAUCCCUCAGAAAGAUCUUGGUGUUCAUCAACUGCCAGGCUUGAAGGAUUCCAGAAAUACUUAAGAUAUUCCCCGGGAAAUUGCAAAGGGAAAGAUGCAGGCGUCUCGCAGUUGUGCGCAACAAAUAUGGCCUCGUCGUUUGAUUUCAACUAGAUUGCUUCCGAGAAAAGGGUCAGUUCUCGAUGAAAAUUGGGGGAUUGCAUCAUCGAGGAUGUACUCGAAUUUGCAGGCCAAAGUAAUUAGCACCAAGCAACUCACAUUGAAUGACUGCAUGGGCAGGAAUCCCUGCUACAAAUCUGCUUCCAAAAAGACGAUGGCAUCUGCUCCAGCUCCCCAAAUUAAACAACGUAAAGAAAAUGAUACGAUGGUAAAUUUUGAAGACACAGUCCCUAAAGACAUAUCCCUCAAGAUUAAGAAACUCUUUCCUCUCGGCUAUAUUGCAACGGGUAAGGAAAAUCUUGAAGACCUUCAACCAAUCCCUAAGACGGUAGAGUCAGUAGAAUCAAAUAAAGAAGAAGAAGUCCAAGACGGCAUUCCCAAGCCUCUUAAAGUGAAGAAACUCUUCCCAAUGGGCUACAUUGCAACGGGUAAAGAAAAUCUAGAAGACUUUCAAUCAGACUUGAAAACAGUAGAAUCUUUUGAGAAAGAAAUCCAAGGGGGUCAUUCUGAGUCUCACAAAGUUAAAAGUGUUUCUGCAAUUGAUAAAAAAUGUCAAGAUCUUCAACUUAUCUCUAGGAAGGUUCAAUUAAGUAAAAAAGACAAAGUUCAAGUUGAUAUUCCUAAACCUCUCAAAGUCAAGAAACUCUUCCCUAUGGGUUAUAUUGCAACGGGUAAGGAGAAUCUUGAAGAUCUCCAACCAAAGUCAAAAACAGUGGAGGUUCAUGUAGAAGAAGAAACCCAAGAAGGAGUACCCAAACCUCUCAAAGUUAAGAAACUCUUCCCCAUGGGCUAUAUAGCAACGGGUAAAGAAAAUCUUGAAGACUUUCAAUCUACCUCAAAAACAUUAGAAUUCCAUAAAGAAGAAGAUACUGAAGAUUUAGAAAAGCUUUCCAAAGGCAAGAAAUCGGUUCCCAUUGACUCUGUCGUUAGUGAUAAGCCUUUGAAUUUAUCAGAUAAAGCUACAGAACCUGUUGCCUUUUUUGGGCUAUUUUCCAAAAAGAGCCCUCCUCCUUCGUCUAGUAAAGGCGGAUGCAAUGGUUUCAAUAUAAAUCCCUCAAUGUUCAAAAUUGACUCAGAUGAUCCUGAUCCAUGUGGAAAUUGGGAUGGGAAGAUGCCUCCAAUUAUUGUGGAAGAUCCAUCAAAGAAUUUGGACAAUAGUGACGCCUAUGCUUCUCCUGCUCUUAAUGUUGUCCCUUAUCAAAUAUCUAAGUCAUCGCCAUUUCAGAAUUUCUCAGAAACUGAUCCUAAAAGUCCCUGUUACCGUCACAAUAUAAAUCCCUCGAUGUUUUCCUUUGAAAAACUUGAUCCUGAUCCCUGCAUUGCUAUGGCAGAUAGGGAGGAUCUAAAGUCUGCUUACGUUAAGGAUAGAAGCGUAAAGUAUCCAACACGUUUGGGUGAUGCAGAGCACGAAUCUGUUACAAUGUUUGUGAGUAAAUCUAAGGAUCCUUGUAAAGAUGUUGCUUCUUCCGUUGCUAAGCCAGGACCUAAUAUUCUGAAUGUUAAUCCUUGUGGAAAGACUGUGACAGUACCUUCUUCCACGACUUCAAACGUAUCUCAGUUUAAUAAAGAAAAGUCCGGCAUAGUUGAUGAUCCAAAUAGAAAUCCAUUCAUAACUCUUCUCUUGCGUUUUGGCGCAUGUGAAGAUCCAGAUGAGGGCUGUCACGGUUCAAAGUCCAUAGAUAGUUCUGGCAAACCCAAACCACCUGUUUCUACUGCAGGAGUCAACGUUGACACCCUGAAGAACAUUGUGGGCAAGACAGUAGAGAAGAUUCGGGAGAAAGGAACUAACCAGACGAAGAAGGGAAAGGUAAAUUUUUUUGAUAUUGAAAAAUUCAAGUGGAAACCCUGGUAAUUUGAAGAAGAUUAACCAUAGUCCAAUUUCUCCUACAGUUCUGUCUUAGAAUUGGGACAAGAAGAUAAAUUGAAGAAUAACUGAAGCUUUCAAGAUUUUUUUUUCUAAAUGUCUUUCAAGUGACCUCUAAUAAAAUUUUCAUGGUAAAAG
Messenger RNA from Phlebotomus papatasi, 2266 nucleotides. RefSeq names its product ATP synthase subunit beta, mitochondrial-like. NCBI's taxonomy places the organism in Eukaryota, Metazoa, Arthropoda, Insecta, Diptera, Psychodidae. Bases 200 to 2116 code for a protein of 638 amino acids. The transcript has 4 exons. Gene Ontology annotation, molecular function: proton-transporting ATP synthase activity, rotational mechanism; ATP hydrolysis activity; ATP binding. The record is from RefSeq and is a predicted model, not a curated record. Gene Ontology annotation, biological process: proton transmembrane transport; proton motive force-driven mitochondrial ATP synthesis.